Gigantopelta aegis is the source of this 4094-nucleotide messenger RNA. RefSeq lists its product as uncharacterized. Bases 196 to 3495 code for a protein of 1099 amino acids. Lineage: Eukaryota; Metazoa; Mollusca; Gastropoda; Neomphalida; Peltospiridae. The transcript is spliced from 16 exons. The record is from RefSeq and is a predicted model, not a curated record. Gene Ontology annotation, molecular function: RNA polymerase I core promoter sequence-specific DNA binding. Gene Ontology annotation, biological process: transcription by RNA polymerase I. Gene Ontology annotation, cellular component: fibrillar center.
UUACAUUGAAGUCGUUAGAGAAAAUGGAGGGAGGUACCAGCUACAUAAUCAUAAUGUUUACUUCCGGAAGAUGUACAUGUGCUUUGAAACAAAGUUUGACGACGACAUUUGAAUCUAACAGUAACACAUAUCAGCCGGCAUGUCUUAAAACGUUUAUCAAUCUGAGAAGAAGAACUGCAUCCAUGUGAGAAGAUUAUGAACUUACCGGAAGUGUUUUUUCCAGCCUAUGUUUGUCCACACGACAAAGCACGUGAGAUUUUUGUCGAUUGCGGAAAGCACAUCCACGUUGACAUUGCUGACGCCGAAGAACAGAAGUUUAAAACACAGACUCUUCAUCCUGGUUCUAAGAAAAAUCUGCGAUUGUCAGCAACAACUCCUACUCUUCCUCUCGCACCAGCAACUCAUCUUUAUGUCUAUCCAUUUGUGGACAGAGUAUCAGGCAAGCUGCUUCAGAAAAGGUCAUCAGCUCGGGACUUUGUUUCCCAAUUUCCUCACCUGAAGUAUCGCAUUUCUAAAGAGAAAACAAAACGAAAACAACAGAAAAAUACUGCCUGGUUUUCAGCAGCACUCAAUGCAUACAAAGAAUUUCGAAAUGAUCCAUUUGUUCCUAGUGUAAAUGCUGCCUAUACCGGUGGGUGUUUGGCUUGUGCUGGUUAUUCAAAAAAUGACGAAAUCCAUCUCGUUCAUGCCACAGGCCAGGAUUUUGAUAUUCUGAGACUGGUUUCGGUGACCCCUAACACAUCAACUGACCUCUUGGAACAAACCGCUGUCAUUGAUCAGAAUGUUGACUCUCAGAUUUUUGAAGUCGUCUCUUCCAGGACAGGACAAAGUGAAUUCUGUGCUGUUAGAAAGGAAUUUGGAUAUGAAUUGUUUGAAUUGCAACGGAGUCACAUGGUGAAAAUUGUCUCCCUUGACCAGAGGACCUUUACAGAUGAAAGAUUAACAUCAUUAGCUCUCAGUCCGUAUAUUAGCGGAGAAGUUCUUGUGGCCACAGAAAAUGGAUCUCUUCACCUCAUCUCACCUGGAGAAAGUGCGAAGACUGUAAAGGAGAAUUGGCUUCCUCGUUUUGAGUGUUUCGAGCCCUGGCGUCAGUGUUACUUUGCAGCUCAUCCGAGACAGUUUGUCACAGCAGACCGGACAGUGGUUAAACUGUUCGAUUCUCGAACGAAGUUCGAGGAACGGGUGGAUUUAUUUGCUCUGCCAAACAAGUUGUUACGACAAUCCGAAAGAGUGAUGGUUGCUAAGCAACAGACUUCCUGCGCAUUCCAUCAUAUUGUCGCCACAGACGCCUCCAUGUUCAUUAUCGACCAGCGAUUCCCUGGACAUCCACUUUCCCACUGGUCGUUCUCUCAGAAGGCUGCCCCUCAAUACAUCUCUUCCUGUGACAUCUCGGUGAGUGACGACAUCCACACCAACAUCAUCAUCGUCGGAACACAGCAUCCACCGGAGACGUACUGCUUUCAGAUCCAGUUUGGUGGGUUAUCUCCCUUGCAGACCACUACCCAGCCUUGGAGGCUCUCCAGAAUAAGUGAUUUCAGUAAGUUUGAGAAGGUGACUACCUGUGCAGACAUGAUGUUGUUACAGCAGAGGUUCAAAACGUCGCUCGCCGGUGUGGCCGUCUGUUCUGGACAGACACAGCAUUCCUUCCAUGCAUUUCAGUCGACAGGAAUCCUCGCCGGUGCGGCCAUCAAUCGGGCGGGCGUCUGGCUCCAGAGAGACUGCAGACUUUUAAAGUUUGUGGAUCACUGUUCUGCUAACCCAGACCUUUACGACGUGGUCCGGUUCAACUGUGGAUUCAUGAUCAUAGAUUUGCUUGCUGAACAUCUGACUCACGUGCUGUGUCCCCUCUGUACACCCGAGUCGGACAACAACACGCAGGGCAGUCCACCGAUCACAACAGAAACUCUUGUGUGCGAUAAUUGCGGCCACUCGCGGAGAAAGAUGGACCCUGUGUAUCACGGCCAGUGUAGUCCAGACAGAGAGUCCCUGGAAGGAGAGGGCGUCUGUGAGAACUGUGGUGAGGUGUUACGGUCACCCAAGACUUCUCCCGACAAACAGAACAGUCGGGACAGAGAGUUUAUGGAAGGCAUCGACAGAUGUGAGAAUUGCGGACAUUCACUGAAGAUGGCUGAUGUUCUGUAUGGAAUUCGAGCAAAGGACUGUAUAGUGGGCGGAGACAGUGUCAGUCUUGACCUGUUCAACAGACAGGUCCCACAUCUUGACCAGGUCCCACAGUCCAGUCCCAACACUCAGAUCCUGACAAAAUUGUGGCGGGGAGAGACGGACAUCUUGGAUCUUUUAGCAGCGCGGGAAGAAGAAAGAAAGAAAAAGAAAGAAGAAACAAGGAAAAAACGUAAAGCAGAAAAGAAAGGAGAUGAGAAAAAAAGCAAAGAAGUCAAUAUCAAGGGAGAUGACUCCGAUAUGGAAUCUACUGAGAAUUCUGACAAAGGGGUGAUAAAUCAGUCCGAAAGUGAUCCUUUUGAUGAGGAGGAUGCCAAUGCUCAGGGUGUUGGGGAACAGAGUACGUCUGCACCAUUUGUGCAUGAAGAUAAAGAAGAAACAGAAAUAGAGAUGUCUCUUAAUGUUGAAUCUCUAAAAUCUCACAAAUUGACGUCUGCUCUCUCCAGCAAGCCGUCUGCUGAAUCAAAGCGCGUCCUGGAGAGUAGAGAAAGUGUUUUAGGAUUUUAUGCGAUUCCUUCCAAACCUACAGGGUCGACAUCAACUACCUUGACACCAGUAACACCAUCUACCUCAGCAUCACCUAUGCAUAAAACAAGUAAAAAAGACCGUCACUUAACCAGACUGAAGGAAAGUGAAUUAUCAGUCGACACUGUGGAGAGUCGCUUGUUGGGAUUGCGGGUUGCCUUGAUGGACAUUGAACACAAGCACACAUCUGUUGAUGCAACAAAGACAACAAAACAAAGUAACUCAUUUAAAUCACCAGAUGUAACAAAAACCAAACACACAUCUGCUGAUACAGCAAAUACAACACAGGACAAAUACACAUUUAAAUCUUCAGAGUUAACAAAAACCAAACAAUUAUCCAUUGAUGCAACAAAGACAACAAAAGAAAAAGACUCAUUUAAAUCAGCAGAUGCAGCAAAACCAAAACACACAUCUCCUGAUACAGCCAGCACAAGUCGCGACAAUCACGUGUUUAAAUCACCAGACUCCAGACGUGACUCGAAAACAAAACGGAGAAGACAUUCCUCCUCCUCUAGUGACAGGUCGGUACGUUCCAACUCUUCCCACGUGGGGUUCCUUGGGACGCCGCCGAGACUGAAAAAAAAAGACAGUCUCUUGGACUUGGUGUUACCAGACGAUGACGAUGAAAGUCUGGAGUUGUUUACCCAGUUCGAUACUCACAGCUUCAUCGCUAGUACCCUGCCGAGAGUCUCAUCACCCGGUUUUAGUUCACCCACCAACCUGACUAAAGGCUUCCAAAAAAGAGUGCCGCUUACAAAAUCAAGAAAGAAACACAUCACUGGGUUCUAAGAGAUUAGUAGUAGUAGGGAUUGUUAGACACCGAGGGGUGGGACGUAGCCCAGUGGUUAUAGUGCUCGCCUGAUAUUCAGUUGAUGUAGGAUUGAUCCCAGUGGGCUAUUUCCUGUUUCAGCAAGAGCACCAAAGCUGCAGUGUAUGCCGGGUAAUCAUCCACCAUGUGGGGUCAUACACUCGGGAGACACACUCGUAAUCGCAUCCGUGAAGUGGGUGAAACUGUGUAUAUGGCCUUACACCUACCCAUUGAGCCUAGCCGCGCACUCACUCUGGGUUGGAGCCGGUACAGGCAUGAAAAAUCACCCAUUGCGUCAAGAACCCAGUACCUACCAGCCUCAUUCCUCUGUGAAAUGUUAUUUCGUGGAUGGGAGUAUACUGUAAAAUAGCUUCCCACCCGCCCCAUGUAAUCAGUUGUAGAAGAGGCGCGAGUCUAGACUUAGAAAAGACACACAGUAACAGAUGGAAUUUUGUAUCUGGUCAUGUGAAUCUGAAGUAAAAAAAACAUUUAAAAGUUUGUUUUCGUUUAACUACACCACUAGAGCACAUUUAUUUAUUAAUCAUCGGCUAUUGGAUGUCAAACAUUUGGUCAUUCUGAU